Messenger RNA from Hemiscyllium ocellatum (epaulette shark), 3296 nucleotides. RefSeq names its product solute carrier organic anion transporter family, member 4A1 (gene slco4a1). Gene Ontology annotation, molecular function: protein binding. Gene Ontology annotation, biological process: sodium-independent organic anion transport; transmembrane transport. The record is from RefSeq and is a predicted model, not a curated record. The coding region runs from base 31 to 2148 and encodes 705 amino acids. The transcript is spliced from 11 exons. Gene Ontology annotation, cellular component: membrane. NCBI's taxonomy places the organism in Eukaryota, Metazoa, Chordata, Chondrichthyes, Orectolobiformes, Hemiscylliidae.
ACAGUGGUAACAUUUGCAGCUUCUCUGGAAAUGUCAAACCAUUUAACUGGAGAUGCUUCAUUCAGCUCCAGACAGGAGCUGCUGAAUUUAAAUGAACCCUGCUCAAGUAUUAAUAACAUAGACACUCAGACGUCUUCAGAAGCCAACAAUAAAAUACAGUGCAAUGGGACAAGGUUAGAUGACAGCUCUCGCCAGUUCACAUUAAUUCCAAGCAAAACUGAAGAUAUGUGUGGCUGGGGCUUCCUGAAACCCAAAUGUUUGCAAAUGUUCAAUACACCGAAAGGAGUGCUCUUCUUCCUCUGCAGUGCUUCUUUUCUCCAAGGAAUGAUCGUGAAUGGAUUUAUUAACACAGUGAUUACCUCAAUUGAACGGAGAUUUGAUCUACGCAGCUAUCACAGCGGAAUGAUUGCCAGUUCCUAUGACAUUGCAGCAUGUGUCUGCUUGAUUUUUGUCAGUUACUUUGGCGGCAGCGGUCACAAGCCACGUUGGCUUGGCUGGGGGGUUCUAAUCAUGGCUUUGGGGUCAAUAGUGUUUGCCAUGCCACACUUUCUGUCUGGUCAUUAUGUAGUUACCAUAUCUGAGAAUACUGGAUUGUGCCAGUCGAAUCAGUCUACGUUGUGUGACAAAGGUUCAUCCAGUUAUUCCAACUACCGAUUUCUCUUUAUGCUUGGACAGUUCCUCCAUGGCAUUGGAGCAACUCCACUCUACACCUUGGGCGUGACCUACUUAGAUGAAAAUGUCAAGUCAAAUUAUGCUCCUGUUUACAUUGGUAUUUUCUACACAGCAGCAAUUAUUGGACCAGCUGCUGGUUACUUACUUGGAGGCAAUUUCCUGAAAAUCUAUACCGAACUCAACACUAAGGUUAACCUUACCUCUGAAAACCCCUUAUGGGUUGGAGCAUGGUGGAUUGGAUUCCUUGGAGCUGGAGCAGCUGCAUUCCUCAUAUCUGUCCCAAUCCUUGGUUACCCUCGACAGCUUCCAGGGUCGCAGCGUUAUGUGACAAUGAGAGUCUCUGAAGCUCAUCAGUUGAAGGAUGGAAGCAACCAAUCAGCACUGGAACCAGACUUUGGGAAGACAUUAAAGGACUUGCCGAGGUCAGCAUUGCUAUUGCUGAGGAAUCCAACCUUCAUCUUUCUCUGUCUGUCAGGAGCGACAGAGGCCACUCUAAUAGCUGGCAUGUCUACAUUCGGUCCCAAGUUCCUUGAAUCCCAGUUUAGUCUGAGUGCCUCACAAGCUGCAACCCUAUUUGGCUACCUUGUAGUCCCAGCAGGUGGAGGUGGUACUUUCCUUGGCGGAUUUAUUGUGAAUAAAUUAAAACUCCGUUGUGCUGGGAUCAUCAAGUUUUGUCUGUUUUGUACGUUCUUUGGCUUGCUAGCUAUUUUCAUAGUCUGCAUUCACUGCCCGAACGUGCCUGUGGCUGGAAUCACUUCUACUUUCAAUGGCAGUUUUUAUAAUGGUCCAGUUAAUGUGACUGCAGCUUGCAAUACAGAGUGUAACUGUUCAAUGGAAUUAUAUCACCCAGUUUGUGGAGAAAAUGGUUUAAUGUACUACUCCCCAUGCCAUGCUGGAUGUACAGAAUUGAAUACAACAUUGUUGGACAAUGGCAGAAAGCUUUACCACAAUUGUCUCUGUGUUAUGGAGAACCUUCAAUCUGGGCAAGGUACUGCGCAAUCUGGAAAGUGUAACUCCUCGUGUUCCCACAUGCCUCUCUUCCUGGUGCUAUUUUUCGUUGUGAUUUUUUUCACAUUUCUGGGUAGUAUUCCUGCACUCACCGCAACUCUGAGGUGUGUCCCUGAUAGUCAACGAUCAUUUGCCCUUGGUAUUCAAUGGAUCUUGGUCCGUACUUUAGGUGGAAUUCCCGGCCCAAUUGCCUUUGGCUCAGUUAUCGACAUUUCUUGCUUGUUAUGGCAGGAUCAGUGUGGUGAUAGGGGCUCGUGUUAUAUAUACCAAAAUUCAGCCAUGAGCAUGUACCUCCUGAUUGCAGGAGUAACUUAUAAGGUACUGGGAACACUGUUCUUUCUGAUAGCCUUAUGUCUUUACAAGCCACCAAAUUCUGCACUGAAUAGUUCAAACGUGGACAAUGGAGAGCCAGACCUGCCAGCGAAAGAUAUGCCGCAAAUAACAGUAAAUAGAGUAAUUACUUUGUAGGAAGUACAUUCCACUCAAACCACAUUCAUAUCUUCCAUGAAAGUGGAUACUUGUCACCUCGCACCAUCGCACAUCACCUGUCACUCAUCUAAUUAUAAAACAAAAUUAUAACACAGUCUUUGAAAUAUUCAGUUCGUACGGUUCCCUUCAUGGGUCAGUGGUGUUGAGACUGUGAAAACCUGUUACGUCACAGGCUUGCACACCUGCAGAAGGUUUAAAUCUGGAAUCAAAACCGACUACCAAGCAUCAAUAAAGUGCAUAGAUCAGCCACAGAGCAUUCUAUGUCUAUACAGGAAUUCAACGUUACUUUAGCCAAUGGAAUGGACUGCUUUUAGUUUAGGCCUCUAAGCAAGCCCCAAGGAGGUGAAAAUUGGAACAAAUUUCCACAUCAUAUGAACUUCUGAAUUCAGAAAAGGGCUCCUCAAGCCAUCAUAUUAUAGCUAUAGUUACGAUAUUUUGCUUUGUCUUUGUCAGAUGUUUAAAAAAAGUUUAUUAUUCUAUUUAUUCCCAGAUACUUGUUCCUGGGAAGAUAACAUGUUUUUAGAUAAAGGCUGUGAUUUUGUCUCUGAUUUAGGUGCACAGAAGCAGGAGAGCUCUUGGUUCUGGGAACUUGACCUUUAAAAAUGACAUAUACACUCCAGAUUAUUGGUCCAAGAGAUCAGGCUUGAUUUGAAAGCCAGGUCAGGAAAGCUUCCUGAGUCUGCCAAUUUCUUAGAGGUUGCUGUUUACCCAUGGGCUCCAGCAGCAAAUAUUGAAAUUAUAUGAACCCUCCAGCCUUCUCACGUUCUUGCUCUCUCGUUUUUUUUCACACACACACACACACACACACACCUCCAUGCCAUCCCAAGCCACUUAAUGUCCAAAGUUUGAUUUCAGGUGUGAAAAGCUAUGGGGGAUGAAUAGAAGCCAUUAGGUGGCAUGGGUAAAGGUGAGUGUAUGAAAUUUGGCAGGGUGAAGACUUAAGGCUUGGAGAAUAUUUUAUGUUUCUCCCCUUUCAGAGAAGUAAGGUACCUUUUAGAUCUCAUCAUCCAUGUUUGGUUAUGCUUUUGCAAAACUAAGGCAAAAGUUCUCAACCUUUUCAGUAUCAAGGCACACUUCCAUGCAAAAAACAAUUCUACAGCACACUUACCUUCUAUUUAUCACAUGUG